AUGUUAACGUGUGGACAAAAUUCCCUCGGAAGCACACGACCGGUUUCGCGGUUGUUGCCGCUCAUCAGGUAUGCGUACCCGAUACUCCUCUGCCCACUCGUCUUCAUACUUGUACACUCCGAUGUUAUAUGUUCACUAGAAUCUAAUUUGAAGCGUCUGGAGUGUGAAAGGAUAAUCUUCAUUGAAGAGCCCACAAAUGAAUCACAACUGUGA
Messenger RNA from Fasciola hepatica (liver fluke), 213 nucleotides. Lineage: Eukaryota; Metazoa; Platyhelminthes; Trematoda; Plagiorchiida; Fasciolidae. The record is from the annotation of a GenBank genome assembly.